This is a messenger RNA of Brassica oleracea var. oleracea, 3076 nucleotides long. RefSeq names its product glycylpeptide N-tetradecanoyltransferase 1-like. The record is from RefSeq and is a predicted model, not a curated record. The transcript is spliced from 6 exons. Bases 1085 to 2839 code for a protein of 584 amino acids. Gene Ontology annotation, molecular function: glycylpeptide N-tetradecanoyltransferase activity. Gene Ontology annotation, cellular component: cytoplasm. NCBI's taxonomy places the organism in Eukaryota, Viridiplantae, Streptophyta, Magnoliopsida, Brassicales, Brassicaceae. Gene Ontology annotation, biological process: N-terminal peptidyl-glycine N-myristoylation.
CUCCUUCUACGAGCGACAACGAUGAAGAUAACGGAUACGAUCGAGAGAAACCAUUUCACAAAUGAUCCAGCAGAGUUGGAUAAUUUCAUAUCUGAGCUAUUGCUAGAGAGAUUCGACGGAGAAAUCUCCGAUAACGGUGAAGAAUCGGAUUCCGAUUAGGAAUCUGGAGAAGAAAUCUCACAGUUUCGACAGGUUUACAAAAGGGGAGUGAGAUGAUGAUUGGUGGCAGUACGUGUGACGUCGUUAAGCUACGAAGGGUAUCAAUCAAGCGAGAGAGAGAGAGAGAGACAUCGGACGAAGGAAGAGGGGAAGGAGAGUUGACAGGAGGAAAAAUGUCUAUGAAGAAGAGAUGUCGGGUGCUUGUGUUGUGGUGCUGGAAGUCUCGGAAACUCUUUCAUGGGAUUAUGCCUUGUAGGUGUUCGUAGAAAUGCCUGAGUGACUGUAAACGGAUCACUUCCCGUGUUGUAAGUUGGUUCAAUGAGAAAAAAGGCGUCGACUUGGAACCGGUUUAGGCCCCCAUUCCUUUUAGGCCAAGCAUCUUCGGUUAUAACCGGUCACGAGCACCCCUUGACUUCGACACACUUACUCAGCCUCCAAGAUAAAGACUCAGAGAGAAGCUUGACAUUGAAGAAACAGAGGAGAGGAGGAGUGCUACGGAUCCAUCUCUUUCGUGAUUGUUUCCUGUUCUCGUUUCCCGCUCCGUCUCCUUCUCUUUAGUUUUAGCGGGAAAAUAUAUCUGCAUGAACUGUUCUUGGUUUUAAUAAGCGCUCCCUUACGUCGCCAUGCUCAUCGCUUGUAGCAACAUACGUAAAAGCUAACGUUGUCUGCCAUUGUUCUUCUCUCCGUUCACGUAACUUCAUGGCUUUAGUGUUUCGCGGUUCUUCUCCUCUGUGAUUUAUCUUUUUGGUGUUUUAGAUUUAACUUCUAUAUUACUUAUUAUACCAAUGUCUAUGCACUACUGUUUUUUUGCUUUCAUACUGUGUCAACAUGGCGUAAGGCGAGAGGCGAGACACACACUGCCUCACCUCGCCAUGUGCUAUUAAAACCAAGGAAUGAACAUAAUAUAUGUUGGUGUUUGCAGGAGAUGGCGGCUCCAUCGUACGAAGUCAAUGAUGUCAUCAUGACUCUUUCACAUUAUAUCGAGAUGUCUGCAAGUGAAAGGUCAUCUUUAAGCUGGGGGAAUUUUUUGCCUGAAAAGUAUGUUGGUAGGUGGAUCCAACUCCAAAAGAAGGACAAAAAAGGGUUCCUCAUUUUUCUCGUGAAACAAUAUGAAGAACCUUUUCACCGCAUUGAAAGCUACGGAUUCAAGCAUAUACAUGCAUGGGUGGAUCUGACUAAAUGCAAUUUCGAGCAAACGAGGGAGCAAGCGGACGCUCAGCUUGUGCCAAUCGAAGAUGAGACCGAGGAAGAACUUCAAUGGCGAGGAGGAAGACAACCCACUUUGUUGGUCGCUCCGGAUUUCACCGACAUGAGGCGUAAACAAAUGCUACAAGGCCUGAGGCUGCAAAAGAGAGCGUGGUCUCCAACAGAGCUCGGCCUUGUCUUCUUAAAAGCAAGCAACAGAGCACGUCGCAGUGAGACAUCUAGUGCAGAUUCUCCACAGAGAUUGUGGUCUCCAACAGAGCUCGGUUUUAGCUUCAGGUUUUCAAAAGCAAGGGAAGAAGAUGCACGUAGCAGUGAGACAUCUAGUGCAAAUUCUCCAGUUCUUGCCAAUCAAGACGAAGCAGUCCAUACAUUCUGGCAGAGUCAGCCUAUCGAGCAUCUCUCUGAUGGGCCAAUUCAAACUUCAUCUCUUGUCAAGAAGAAGCCUGAAAAGAUCGGUGCUGACCAUGAAUGGACAACACUAGAUCUGAGUUCGGAUGCUGUUUUAUCAGAGGUGUGUAAGCUUCUCGUGGAACACGAUUAUGAAGGUGAUGGUAAGUUCAGAUAUGCUAACCCUGGGGAUUUUCUGAGGUGGGCACUGAGACCACCUGGGUAUUAUCAAAGCUGGCACAUUGGAAUCCGUGUCAAGAAGAGUCUCGUUGCUUGCCUUUUUGGGGUGCCUGCAAGAAUCAGGGUGCGUGAUAAUGAGGCUGUUAAAGUAGCAGCGGUCAGUUACUUGUGUGUUCAAAAGGACUUCAGGUCUAAGGGACUUGUCCCUAUUAUGAUUAAAGAGAUGAAUCGAAGGAUCAAUUUAAAGGAUAUUUGGCAAGGCAUUUUCUGCACUGAUUUGCUAGUGGCAACUCCAGUCACCACUAUAAGACAAUGGAUCAGAAUGUUGAACCCGGCGAAAGUUUCAAAGUUUUCAGGUGAAGCUAUGUCAAUAAAAGACGCCACCAAACUCUACGAGCUACCAAAUGCACCGGUAACCCCUGGAUUUCGAAAAAUGGUACAAUCUGACGUCCAUGCUGUCACAGAGCUGCUCAGGGGAUACCUUCUAGAGUUUCAAGUUGCGGCAGAGUUUCGUGAAGAAGAUGUCAAGAAUUGGCUUCUCCCCAAAAACAAUGUUGUAGAUUGUUACGUAGUAGAAGACCCUGAAACUCAUGUUGUCACCGACUGUUGCAGCUUCUACACUGUCUCUUUUACUGUCGGUGGCAGGAACAACGUCCAAAUGAAAGCGGCUUAUUCUUACUACAAUGUGGCAACACAGACACCGCUUGUCCAGCUGAUGAGGGAUAUCUUAAUCAUCUGUAGGCAGAAUAAAUUUGAUAUCUUCCAUGCAAAGGAUGUGAUGCACAACGAGAAGUUCUUUGAACAACUAAAGUUUGAAGAAGUUGGUGCACCGUAUCAUUUCUAUCUCUUCAACCAGCGCUUAAGGACUGGAUUGCAGCCUUCUCAACUAGGCUUGACUCUUUUCUAAAUGGCUUUCAUUUUGUGAAUUAGAGGAACCGAAGGAUCGUUACUAUAAUGGUGAAAACGAGGAACAAAAGGGCAAUAUGAAGAUGAGUGUCCAAUGAUUUUGUAGAUACAUGUGAACCUAAAGGGUCUUAGUGUCAAAUAGUUUUUUUUUUUUUUUUUAGUCAAGAAGCUGAUGUGGCAGACUUGUGAGUCAUGUAGAGGGAAAGAAGUGAACAUACGAAUUUGAAAUCUAAAACCU